Molecule: messenger RNA, 605 nt
Organism: Acaromyces ingoldii
Lineage: Eukaryota; Fungi; Basidiomycota; Exobasidiomycetes; Exobasidiales; Cryptobasidiaceae
Product: cupin 2 conserved barrel domain protein
Exons: 3
Coding region: 19-537 (172 amino acids)
Source: RefSeq, a predicted model, not a curated record
CCUCUCUCUUCUCGUAUCAUGAAUCCAUUGCGACGCAUUGUCACCGGCCACGCACCCGAUGGACGCUCUGUCAUUCUUGUCGACGACAACCCACGCGCCGUAUUUUUGCCAGGCAGCGACACUCCUUUUCAAACGGUUUUUCACACGGAGGAUGUCCCAGUUAGUAUCGAGGAACCUGUCGACGUGGGAAAGUCGGACUUGCUCCCGACGUUUGCCAGUGCGGGGGGACUCGUGUUCAGGUCUGUGGACCUCAGCCCGGCAUCGGAAAGCCCGGAACACCGGACCGAUACUCUGGAUCUCGGUGUGGUGGUGCACGGUCAAGUGGAGCUGCACGUAGAGGCUUCUGAGCCAGUCUUGCUCAAGACGGGAGACACUUACGUGCAGCGCGCCACAAUGCACAAGUGGGCCAAUCCCUCCCAAGACCAGUGGGCCCGAAUCGUCUAUCUGACCGUCCAGGCGCAAACGCCCGUUAUAGCAGGAGGAAAAGCUCUCGAAGACCACAUGCAGUCGCACUUCCACCUGAGUCCUGCAGAGUAGCUGAAGGUGGCCUGAAGACUUGUCUUUUCCAUAAUCUAGCAAUCCGCUCACUAAUGGCAGAAUGCGCG